UUCGCGCAGCAACUCAUGCAGUACUCCGCUAGCGUCGCCGGCCGUACAGCUUCAAGAUUGCACGGGUGACGGGGGAUUGCCUGGCAGUCAUAGGACCCGGCUUCCCUUCCCACGGCCACGGCCACGGCCAAGAAACUGUACAUUGUCAUUGGACUCGGAAGGCAAGAUGGAGGGGAUCGUUUGAAGGAAGAGCUGGUUCUUGUUUUCCUUCAAUGUUCCCUUUAAAUACGGUUUGAAAAAAAGUGAAAACUUUGUCAACAUUCUCGUCAGAAGAAGGCGACGAAUGUUGGCAUCCUCCACGAACCCUGGCCCUCCCAGCUCUUAGGCACUGGUUCUCCUCUUGUUCUCUCUAGCUCAGGCUGUCUUCUCUGCUGAGAAGAGCUGAAGCAUCUCAGCAUUGACAGCCAAUAUGAGCGGGGCUAUUGCGCAGCUGCUAUGGACCCUCAGAAGGGGCAGCCCUGCCGAGCAGGCCCGAGCCGGCCACAAGAUCUAUCAGCUGGAAUCGAUGGGGGGGAACGCUUAUAAGAACGACAAAGACAUUGUGGCGGCACUCGUGGACCAAGGGGGGAUCCCCCUGGCGAUCGAGCUGAUGGACAAGGGGUCAGCACCCGUGCAGGAGGCCGCGGCGCUCAUCCUUCGGCCCAUCUGUCAAAACAUUGAAGAGUACCGUCAGAAGAUCCUGGCAGCGGAUGUCCUCCCCCCGCUGCUGAAGAUGCUGCGGCAAGGCCCAUCUGCGGGUCCCGCUCACUAUGCUGCGGGGCUCAUUGUCAACCUGGCGUACGCCAAGGGGGGACCGAAGCAGGUUCGGGAGGGGGGUGCACUCCCACUCUUGUUCCAAAUGGUCCAAGAGUCCAGGACCCCUUCGUUUGGGCGGUACCAAGCGACCGACGCGCUUGGGUCCCUCGCCAAGCACGAGGACGAGUGCGCGCGCGCCAUCCUUGCCUCCGCGGGCCUGCUGCAACAGCUGGUCUCCGACCUGGCCGAUCCAAGCGUCGCAGCUGUCGCUGCUAGCACGGUCGGCCACGUGGGUCUGAAGCGGCCGUGGGCGCUGGACGCACUGCUGCGGUGUGGGGCCAUCCCCGCUCUAGUUGCCGCUUUCGACACCCAGGACGACGACCAACUAGACCGGGCCGUCCAUGCGCUGCUCCAGCUGGCGUCAUGCGGGGAGUCAGUUCGACCGGCCAUAGUGCAGGCGGGCGGCUUGCCGGCGAUCUUGACGGUCCUGGAGAAGCGGGACGUUCCCGACCGCUGCGUGCAGUCCUGCGCCGCGUGCAUCAUCUAUUGGCUGUGGCAAAUGGACAGCCUCCAGGGGCCGAUCAACACCGCCCUCGCCAGCUUCGUCCAGGCGCUGGGGCCCAGGCUGGCGAGUAGCGUGGAAGCGGAAAGUGUGACUGCGCUCAAGGGCCUCUCCUUCCUGGUCGACCGCAAGAAGUUUCAGCAGCCCGAAAUCUCCGCGUCCCUCGUCCAAACCGGGGUGAUCCCCCUGCUCGAGUCCGCGGCCACGGACGCGCGCCCCGGCGUCCAAACCCUGGCCCUCCAAACCCUGCACGGCAUGUCGCUGUCCGGAAUGGUGCCCGCGGCGCGAGACGCGCUUCUCAAGCUUGAUUUCGCGGCGCCAAUUUUGAGAAUGAUGAGGAGUGCAGACCCGCAGGAGAGGGCGACCGGUGGCAAGAUUCUGUGCGACAUGGUCGCCUACGAAGAAAGGACGGACGCCUGGUGGGCGGACCCCCCCGGCACGCUCCGCCCCGCCGACUUCGCCGCCCGCCGCCUCGUCGAUGCUGGCGUCAUCCCGAUCUGCUUACAGUGGAUGCGUGACAUCACAGAAACGGAGGCCGUGCGCUGCAGCGGCGGGCUCGCUGUCACGCGCAUCUGCUGCUUCCGCCUGUGGGGCCAGGUGGCGGUCCAGCAUUCGUCAGGCAUUCAAUGCGCGCUCGAGGUGCUGGUGCGGCCGGACACACCCCCGGCGCUGCGCCACAGAUGCGCGGUACUGCUGCGGAACGCGCUGGCCAAGAAUGCGCACACGGCGUGGACGUUUGUACAGGCGGGAGGCGUGUCCGCGUUAUUCCGCGCUUUGGAGCUGAUGGAGAAGGGCAGCCAACUGACCAGCACGGUGGAAGCCUUGAUGACGACGCUUCAUAAUGUUUGGGAGAUUGCGCCGCAGCGGCCGCACGUGUUUCCCGCCCUCAAAGCGUUCGUUGACCAGAUCGCCGUGAGCGCGCGCGGGCCCUGGGAGAGGCGGGACCGACUGCUCAUGGGCCUAUUCACAGCGCUGGACCCCGAGGUCGCUACCCCGGACCCCACCCUCCAGGACGCCUUCAUCCAAGCCGGGGCAUUCACACUCCUGGUGCCCAUGCUGAGCGAGCCCAUCGUCGCGGCCCAAAUCUGGGCGGCAGAAAUACUCCGCGCCCUAGUUAUCGCUAACCAGGCCACGAAACGCACGCUGAAUGCUUACGGGGGGCUGACGCGGCUUUUUGAAGCGCUCGGUGGGGGCAACCCGGGCGUCCAAACGGUGGUGCUGCGGUGCCUGGGGGAAGAGCUGCACGAGGCGAGCGAGCUGUCGGUGCUUGCGAUCAACAAGAUGGCGGCGCUCAAGCUGCUGACGCAGUGCGUGCUGCACGGAGAGGCGCCCGUGCAGGAAAAGGCGAUGUGGGUCAUCGGUCGGAUGACUCUGAACCAGGCGGUGGUGGCGCGUCUGUUGGGGCAGGAGAAGCCGCGCCAGCUGAUCCCCAUCCUCAUCAAGAAAGUGAAAGACUCGGCGGCGCAGCCUGAACUGCAGUAUCAUGCCGUGUACGCGCUCGAGUUCCUGACGGUCCAGCCGGAGGACAACAUCAAGCUGGCGCUCAAGAGCGACAUGGUGCCGAUUUACAUGGACGUCAUCCGGAACGCCGGCGCCGAGGACCGCACGCGCGUGCGCGCGCUCUCCACGCUCACCGACAACAGCAGGGGCUGGCACAAGUUCCAGGCCAAAUGCUCCCGGGCCGGCAUCUACAAGCUAACGUGGACCCUCAAAGACGACGCGGCCGCGAGCCCGGCGGUGCGCGACGCGGCCGCGCAGGCGUACCGCGACAUGUGGAAAGCGAUGGGCGAGAGCGUCCUCUCGAUCGUCGGCCCGUUCUCGUUCUCCAUGCGGAGCAACAUUCUGAACGGCUCGCGCGCGUGACGUACUGUGCUUCGAGACCUGGUGGCUGAGAAGCAGAGUUACAAGAAGCGAAAGAAGAAGGGGAAAACGAGAUGAGAGCUACUUAUCUUGGCGGGCCGCCAAGCCAGGGCAGAACGCCCUGUAUUCAAGUGCGUGUAUCUCAUUCCAAGGAAUUCCUUUUGAAGCAAGGGAAGCAUACUCUGUAUCAUGGAGGAUUUGGUACGACCACCAAGGCCGUCGGUCAAGCAGACUUUGGUCUAAUUCUGCGUGUAGCAGGGGUGUAUAAUCAGUAGACUGCAAGGUCACUCGGGUCAAGAUACAGGCGGGUCUUGUCGACUGAACCGUACCACGUCAUGUCCAGUCCUACUAGUCCUAGGGCGUCCGUAGGUCAAGGAGAAGCCGAUAGACUGUCAGAUUGAACCUCCGACCGCUUAAGCAAUGCCAGCGUUGGUGCACGGGUGCCAAUUGAACCUACUGUACUUAUAAACUUAAACAGACUUAUACUGAUGUCAGUGCUGACGUCUUAGUAAAAUGUAUUGGAGGCCUUGGCCAGAGACUUCUUUGAGCGGAGCAGUUUUUGGAUUGAGUAGGCAAUACGGACGCGUAUUGUGAUAGGUUGAGGAUUUCCAUCCACAGCAAUGACCGUAGCUGCUGCACCACAAAAGCUGGCAUGCGUCUCAAAACAUCUGCUUAAGCUGCACCACCGGAAUGUCUAGGUACGUUUUCUGCAACCGACUGCAAUCCGGAGAUUAUAAGUCAACAUGCCUGGCCUUAUCGGGAAAAUUCCUGUCAUUUUCAG
Molecule: messenger RNA, 3938 nt
Organism: Klebsormidium nitens
Lineage: Eukaryota; Viridiplantae; Streptophyta; Klebsormidiophyceae; Klebsormidiales; Klebsormidiaceae
Source: the annotation of a GenBank genome assembly